AUGCCGCCUCCAUCCGAGCGCCCUCUCGCAGAAGCAGUCCCCUACAGCGGACCUCUCCUCACAGGCGUUGCCAACGACCUCGUCAUUCCAUCCGUUCUCAAUCUCGAAGAAGAGGAAAAAUACUGGGUCCCCCAACAACCAAAUGUUUGGUUCCGACCUCUUCUGUUCUCCUUGUCUCAAGGGUACUGGGUGAAUAUCCUUCGCGUGCGCAAAUCCGGCAUCCUAUCGCGACACCGGCAUUCCGGCCCUGUCCAUGCUGCGACACUCAAAGGACGCUGGCAUUACCUCGAGCACGAUUGGUGGGCUACCCCUGGAAGUUAUUCCUAUGAGCCACCUGGUGAUAUCCACACGUUGGAAGUUCCUGAGGGGGUUGAGGAAAUGGUUACUCUGUUUCAUGUGACUGGCUCAUACACAUACGUUGAGCCUGAUGGAACCCCCGUCGGGGUUGAGGAUGUGUUCACUCAACUUGAGACAGCCAAGGCUCAUUAUGAGAGUGUUGGAAUUGGAGCUGACUAUGUGAUGUCACUUGUUAGAUAA
Messenger RNA from Penicillium malachiteum, 537 nucleotides. Its product is annotated as 2,4'-dihydroxyacetophenone dioxygenase family protein. Lineage: Eukaryota; Fungi; Ascomycota; Eurotiomycetes; Eurotiales; Aspergillaceae. The transcript has a single exon. The record is from RefSeq and is a predicted model, not a curated record. The coding region runs from base 1 to 537 and encodes 178 amino acids.